Pipra filicauda (Wire-tailed manakin) is the source of this 991-nucleotide messenger RNA. It is a transcript of the gene INKA1, whose product is annotated as inka box actin regulator 1. The record is from RefSeq and is a predicted model, not a curated record. Bases 26 to 934 code for a protein of 302 amino acids. Gene Ontology annotation, molecular function: protein serine/threonine kinase inhibitor activity; protein kinase binding. NCBI's taxonomy places the organism in Eukaryota, Metazoa, Chordata, Aves, Passeriformes, Pipridae. Gene Ontology annotation, cellular component: nucleus. The transcript has 2 exons.
AGCGGGGCCGGGAGCAGGACCGGGCAUGCACAGCGCCCGCCCGGACGAGCUCGGCGCCCACCGGUGGUGCCGGCGCGAAGCAGGGGCGGCGCCGCGGGCGCACAUGCACAGCACGCGGCAGGCCCCGCACCUCGCCGGAGGGGCGUCGGGACCGGCUCCCCGUGCCCCACGCCCCGGCUCGGCGGCGGACUCGGCCUGCAGCCUGGAUCCGGGCGGCGAGGAGGAGGACGGGGGGGGCCCGGCCGCCCGCUCCCCCCCGGCCAGCGAGCGCAGCCUGGAGUUCGACUCGGGGUACUCGGAGGCGUCGGGCGGCACGUGGCGGGAGGAGGAGGUGCCCGUGCGGCGCCGGCACCUGCUGCCCUGCCAGCGGGCACACCGGCUCUCCGCCGGCCCCGCCGCCCCGCCGCCCGUCCCCGCCCGCCGUGCCCGCCCCAAAUCCACCUCGGACGCCUGCCUGGAGCAGUGGCGGGCGCUGGAGCCCGCCGACACACAGGACUGGACCGUAGCGCUGCUGUCGCAGAGCCGGAACCGGCAGCCCCUGGUGCUGGGUGACAACUGCUUUGCUGACCUGGUGGAGAACUGGAUGGACCUGCCCGAGGUGGGCGCCGAGCCGCGGCGCCGAGCCCCCGCCGAGCCCUCCCGCCGGUUGGCCAAGCCCCCCGCCUUCCUGCUCAGCCUCUCGGGCAAUGUUCGCCGCAAGCUGGCCAACAUGGCCCGGCCCCGGGCGGCCGAGGGUGCCCGGCCAGGGGGCCGCGAUGCCACCAAGCGUUUCUCCUGCCCCCUGGGGCUGGGGGGGCAGCCCAAGGGUGCCUGCUUCCACCAGUCUCACAGCAACAUUGCCCAGCUGGCCACGGACUUCCACCGCUUCACCGCCCUGAUGAACAGCCGCAGCCGCCAGCCCAUCAUCUGCAACGACGUUAUCGGCUACAUUUAGCCCCGCUGCUGCCGCCCGCACCCCCUCCCUGUAAAUAAACCCCGGUUUUGUACGGUG